AUGUUUGGUCUGAAAGUGAAGAAGAAGAAGAAGAAGAAAGUCAACAGUGACCUGGUUCUGGCAAACAGAGGAGCUGUGGACAGUGAGAUGGAGGCCUCGUCUGAAGCUUCUCUCCUACAGGAUGGAGAAAACUCUGAGGAGCAACCAGGAAUCUCUGCAGUCAGAAGCAGAGUCAUACCAAACACUAAGAGGUCCAAACUGAAAACUCGAAUCCAGGACAGUGAAGGAAAACCACAGAGCUUCCAGGUUGCCAUCAACAUCACCGAAGCGAGGCAGCUGGUCGGAGAAAACAUCGACCCCAGCGUGGUAAUCGAGAUUGGAGAUGAGAAGAAACAGACGACGGUCAAAGAAGGAACCAACGCUCCUUUUUACAAUGAGUAUUUUGUGUUCGACUUCUUCGCCCACAAGGAGGUCUUCUUCGACAAGGUCAUCAAGCUGACGGUGAUGCACUCAAAGAUGUUGAGGAGUUUCUGUGUCGGAUCCUUCAAGCUGGAUGUUUGGACGGUCUACAAACAACCAGGUCACCAGUUCAUCAAUAAGUGGGCCAUGUUGACCAACCCUGGUGACAUCAGCACCGGGGUCAAAGGUUAUGUAAAGUGUGACAUCAGCGUCUCGGCGAAGGGCGACGCCAUGCAGCCGGGACAGAAGACAAGCGACGCCGAGGAGCAGAUAGACAAGAACCUUCUGAUUCCGGACGGUUUUCCGGCCGAGCGUCCCUGGGCUCGGUUCUGUGUGAAGGUCUACCGAGCUGAAGGUCUUCCCAGGAACAACUCCAGCAUCAUGGCCAACGUCACCAAGGCCUUCAUUGGAGACAACACGGCGCUGAUCGACCCCUACGUGGUGGUCGGCUUCUUCAGACAAGUGGGUCGAACCUCCACCCAGAAAUCCACUGCAGACCCGGUCUGGAACGAACAGAUCGUCUUCACCGAGAUGUUUCCUCCUUUAUGCCAGAGACUGAAGAUCCAGGUUUGGGAUGAAGGCAGCAUGAGUGACGUUGCCAUAGGAACGCAUUACUUUGACCUGAGGAGGAUUUCCAACGAGCAGGACGGAGACAGAGGGUUCCUGCCGACCUUCGGCCCGGCCUGGAUCAACCUCUACGGCUCGGCCAGAAACUUCUCUCUGGGAGACGACACCGUGGAGCUGAACGAGGGCAUUGGAGAGGGCGUGUCCUACAGAGGCCGGGUCUACCUGGAGCUGGCAGUGGAGAUCCUGUCAGGAGGAACCGGAUCAGAGUCCAAACUGAGCCGGACGAUGAAGCCGCUGAAAGAGGUUAAAGCUGGAAAGACUGGAGGGAAAGAGGUGAAGACAGGAGGAGGAGCAGCAGCAGGAGGAGGAGGAGCAGGAGGAGGAGGUGAAGAGGACAAAGGAAAAGCUGCAGGAGCUGAACUUCUUCCUGUUGAGCCUCCUCCAGCGCCUAAAUGUUUGAUUGUGCAGCUGGAUGACGACAACAAGGAGAGUUUUCUGCUGUUUGGAGUUUUGUUUGAAGCCACCAUGAUCGACAGGAAGAUCGGAGAUCGACCAAUCAGCUUUGAGUUCUCUCUGGGUAACUACGGUAACGUGCUGGAGUCUGUAGCUCCGCCUAUCCACCCCAGUCCCGCUGUCUCUCGCCGGAGAAAAGAUCUGGACUUCCUGGACACGUCCUCCCUCCAGCCAGACGUCCCCCUCCUGCCCAGAGAGCCUCAGGACGCCUCGUCCAAGACGUCCAGGUCAACGACGACGCCGGAGAAACCGCUGAUCGUCGAGGGCAACAGGUACUUCAUGUAUUUGCCGCUGGAGAAGCAGAAGCCUUGUGUUCAUGUUGUGAGUCACUGGGAGGACAGAAGCUACCGACUGUACAACUCCAACAUGCUGGACAACAUCGCACGUCUGUUUGAGGAAGGAGUCAGCAGUGCAGCCGAACUGCACAGAAAGUCGGAUCCAUCAUCAGAGUCGCUGCUCAGAUCCGUCCUCAGUGAAUUCUGUCUGGACGCCCGGAGUUUCAUUGCAGCAGCCGAGGUGAAGCUGAAGGCCGAGCUGAAGUCAAACUAUUUGACUCAACUGGACAAGAAACGUCUGACGAUGUGCAAACAGGAGCUGGAAUCGAUGAUCGGAGAAGCUCAGUCCACCGUACAGAAGAAGAGGAAAGCCGGAGGAGUGAAAGAAAUGCUUCAGGAGGCGACGAAGCUCACUCAGAAACUUCGCUUCCUGGUGGAGGAGCCUCAGCACACGGUUCCCGACACGUUUGUUUGGCUGCUGAGCAACAACAAACGAGUCGCCUACGCUCGACUUCGGACCAGAGACCUGCUGUUCUCCAGCGACCAGGAGGCUCGAGGAGUCGACUGUGGGAAGAUCAUAACGCUGUUCCUGAAGCCUCCAGGGAAGCGUGUCGCCGGUUUGUCCGUCCAGGCGAAGCUCGAUGUGUUUUUGUGGUUCGGAUCUUGUUCGGACUCGAGCCACAUGUUGGACAACCUUCCUGCAGGGCUCAGUCCGACCACCGGGGGCGCCGACGCCAGCAGCCCUCCGACACACCUGAGCUGCACAGAACAGCAUCAGUUCCAGUUGCGUUGCCACAUGUACCAGGCUCGAGGUCUGAUCGCCGCCGACAACACCGGACUGUCGGACCCGUUUGCCAGAGUCACCUUCCAGUCGCACAGCCAGACCACCAACAUCAUCAGUCAGACUCUCAGUCCGACAUGGAACCAGUGUUUGCCGAUGAGCCGCCUGCUGCUGAGCGGAGAUCUGCAGAACAUCCAGGAAGAACCUCCUCGAGUCCUGGUGGAGGUUUACGAUGACGACGCUCUGGGUAAAGCUGAGUACCUGGGCUCCACGGUGGUGGUACCGGAGGUCCAGCUGACCUCAGACCCGUACAGUCCACCCACCCUACAGUACAGUCCUCUGCACUGUGGCAGCCAACCAGGAGGAGACCUGCUGGCUGCAUUCGAACUACUGCAGAUCCCAGAGUCUGGACUGCAGAGUCUGCCGGAGUUAGAGGAAGAAGACGGAGGCGUCUUCACGGUUCCUCCCAACAUCCGGCCGGUCCUCAGCACCUACAGGCUGGAGGUUUUGUUCUGGGGUCUGAGGGAGCUGAAGAAGGUUCAGUUUCUGUCUGUUGAUCGGCCUCAGGUGUUCAUCGAGUGUGCAGGUAAAACUCUUCGCUCGUCCGUCAUUCAGAAGUACAAAUCCAACCCAAACUUCACCACGCUGGUCGACGUCAUAGAGCUGGAGCUGCCGGAGAACGAACACCUCCACCCUCCUCUGAGCAUCACGGUGGUCGACUGGAGAGCGUUCGGUCGCAGCACUCUGGUUGGAAACCACAUCAUCAACAACCUGAAGGCCUUUAAAUACACCCCACCUCCAGCUCCACCCGCUGCACCGCAGACAUACAAAGCUGCUACACUCACCCCCGGAGCUGCAUUCAUCACAGACCCACACAGCACUGAUGGUCAGUCUCAGGAAGCUGCAGAAACCAGUUCCACCAUGGGACUCUCCACCCAGGAUAUCCUCAUCACUGUGGAGGACGAAACUCCGCCUCCAGUCCCGCCCACCAGGAAGCGGGAACUCUCCAAAACUAAGGAUGGCAGGACAAAGACCACCCGAGGUCGAUCCACCAAACGCAGGAGGAGGACCAUCGCUGACGAAUCGGCUGAGAGCGUCAUCGACUGGUGGUCCAAAUAUUAUGCCUCGGUGGAGAAACAGACCAAACAGAAGGACGGAUCUCCGUUUCCACAAGUCUUUGAGAAAGCGUUGUCGUACCACAACCUGCUCAGCGAUGGAGUCGAGUCUCUGGUCAGCAGCCUCUCAGACGGAGACAAGAAGAAGAAGCAGAAAGGAAAAGGAACCCUGGAGACCAGCGUUGUUCUACCGGCUAAGCUAGCCACACUCAAGCUGUACGAUAAGGAGCUGGAGACGGAGUUUGGUCCGUUCGAUGACUGGGUGAACACCUACGAACUGUUCCGAGGCAAAGCUACCGAGGAGGACGGAGCCACCGAGGAGAGGUUUGUGGGUAAAUUCAAGGGGAGGUUCUGCCUCUACAAACUGACCGAGGAUGAGGACGACGACUGGGAUGAAGACUCGGGACACUUCAGGGUCAACAGAGGAAUCCCAGCCAACUGUUCGGUCCAAGUCCUGAUCCGGGUUUACAUUGUCUCUGCAUCCAACCUUCACCCAGCCGACCCGGAUGGGAAGGCAGAUCCUUAUAUCGUUCUUCGACUCGGCAAAAAUGAAAUCAAAGACAGAGACAACUACAUUCCCAAACAGCUGAACCCUGUUUUUGGAAGAUCUUUCGAGAUGCAGGCGACGUUUCCUCGUGAGUCGCUGCUGUCGGUGCUGAUCUACGACUUCGAUCUGGUGGGAGGAGACGACCUGAUCGGAGAGACUCGGAUCGACCUGGAGAACCGGUUCUACAGCCGCCACCGAGCCACCUGUGGACUCCCCACCGAGUACAGCCUUGAGGGUUAUAACGCCUGGAGAGACUGUUUGAAACCUUCAGAGCUGCUGUCAAAGAUGUGCAGAGAAAACGGUUUGGACGGUCCUCACUUCAGACCGGGACGGAUCACCGUCGCCGACAAAGUCUUCACUGGAAAGACGCUCUUCAUGCACGAAGACGAGCCGGUGGAGUCCUACGAACAUUUGUCCCUGAAGAUCCUUCAUCGCUGGGCUGAGAUCCCAGCUGUGGGCUGCAGACUGGUACCAGAACACAUUGAGACCAGAACCCUGUUUAACAAGGCCCGGCCUGGAAUGGACCAGGGUCAGGUCCAGAUGUGGGUGGACAUGUUUCCUGUGGAUUUGCCUCAUCCAGGACCUUCAGUGGACAUUUCACCUCGGAAACCCAAAGGGUACGAGUUGAGGAUCAUCAUCUGGAACACCGAGGACGUGAUUCUGGAGGACAGUAACUUCCUGACCGGACAGAAGUCCAGCGACAUCUACGUCAAAGGCUGGCUCAAAGGUCUGGAGGACGACCGGCAGGAGACCGACGUUCACUACAACUCUCUGACCGGAGAAGGAAACUUCAACUGGCGCUUUGUGUUUCCCUUCAGCUACCUGCCGGCUGAGAAGGUGGUGGUGGUGAGGAAGAGGGAAAACAUCUUCUCUCUGGAUAAAACCGAGCAGAAGCUUCCGGCCAUCCUCAUCCUGCAGGUCUGGGACUUUGAGACGCUGUCGUCCGAUGACUUCUUAGGCACGCUGGAGUUGAACCUCCAUGGAUUUCAUCGAGGAGCUAAAACGGCGAAGUCGUGUAAGGCGGACAUGCUGACGGACGGCUCAGAGAAGAUCUCCAUCUUCCAGCAGAAGAGAGCUCGAGGCUGGUGGCCUUUCAGCAAGUCUGGAGAGCUGACGGGGAAGGUGGAGGCCGAGUUCCACCUGGUGACGGUCGAGGAGGCCGAGAAGAAUCCAGUCGGUCGAGCCAGAAAAGAGCCGGAACCUCUGCCCAAACCGAACCGUCCAGACACGUCGUUCUCGUGGUUCGUCAACCCCUUCAAGUGUUUCUUCCACCUGGUGUGGCGGAGCUACAAGAAGUACAUCAUCAUCGCCCUGGUUCUGCUCAUCACGGUGCUGUUCCUGGCUCUGCUGUUCUACACGCUGCCAGGAGCCAUUUCUCAGAAGAUCGUCAGCGGAUAACGGUGAGUCGACACUCAGCUGCAUCUGUAGGAGCAAACUGAACCUUCAUGUAUGUUCCCACCACAAGAACCGUCCCUGUAGAACCUCCUUCAGAGGAGGAAACAGCUCCUGCAUACGGGGAGGUAC
Messenger RNA from Acanthochromis polyacanthus (spiny chromis), 5721 nucleotides. It is a transcript of the gene fer1l6, whose product is annotated as fer-1 like family member 6. Gene Ontology annotation, biological process: plasma membrane organization. NCBI's taxonomy places the organism in Eukaryota, Metazoa, Chordata, Actinopteri, Pomacentridae. The record is from RefSeq and is a predicted model, not a curated record. Gene Ontology annotation, cellular component: membrane.